GAAUAACAUCAUAGUUGAGUUAAGCAAUCAUGGCGAAGAGUAAAGAAGACAUAAAGUAUGGAACAGCACAGGCUAGGGUUUCUGAAGAUGAAGCAGUGAGGGUGGCGUAUGUCAAUGGCACUCCCCUUGAAGGGGGAAACAUCGCUCACUCUCAACCAGUUCAUAUGUUUGCAAGUGCACGCAAUGUUGCAAACGCUGCUGCAACAGAAGAUUCAAACUCUCAUAAUAAUCAAUCUCAGAUGCAGAAAGCUCACAGACCAGAAGAAGCUUCUUCUGCAGAAUUCACCAGGGAUAAACUCUGAACACCAUCAACGACACAGACAACCUUAAAAAUUUAUGUGUGUGGUUUUGUACUAUUUCUUGAACCUUUGUUUGUUUCUUUCUUGUUUUGAUUUUUCCCAGUUAUGUCCAUGGCAUGUUAUCAACAAAGAAUGUGAUGACUUUCUAAUAAUUUAGAGGUUUUGUUCAGACACUA
Molecule: messenger RNA, 475 nt
Organism: Vigna unguiculata (cowpea)
Lineage: Eukaryota; Viridiplantae; Streptophyta; Magnoliopsida; Fabales; Fabaceae
Gene: SMP1
Product: seed maturation protein
Biological process (GO): seed dormancy process
Source: RefSeq, a predicted model, not a curated record